AUGCAGAAAAUCUCGCUAGCUUUACUGUUCCAAUUGAUCUGGGCAACCUGCGCUCUUGCCGAGAAUGCAAUUACGAUCCCAUGGGUUGGGUACUCAUACUCUGGAAACUAUUUUGCAGGUUACGAGGGAAAGAUUGUCGGAACUGAUGGCGACAAAACAACCUAUGUGGUGAACUGCCCACCAAGCGACACCACCUGCAUUGCAUUUGACUCCGAUAAUGCUAUGACUGUCAUCGCUGGAUCCAACAGUAAAUACCCCAUCAUUUUGAAGAAUGCAUAUGCUAACAACUCAGCUUAUGAUCUCAUCUACACCGACCCAUGGGAAUACACUAGCUCAGGCUGCACGUUCGCUGGUGGCCCCACACCGACCACCGCGACAUGCUCGUAUAUCCAAACUAUAGAUCUGGGCGGUCACUCGACGUCGCGUGAAGAUACAUACAAUGUUCCCGCGAGCACUGUUUACCGCGAGAUAUACUCGGCCACCUUGGCGGUUGCGGGGUCUACAUCUUCGUCCAGUACGGCCACGAAGACUGGCACAUCGGCCGUGACGCAGACUUCGACUGGGGAUGUUUCCUCUACUACUGAUACUACUGUGAUUGCCGCGACCGCUUCUGCUGCCGUGGCUGUCUCUACAACUGCUACUGGUAAUCUCGCAUGCAAAUCAUCUAUGCCGAUGAUAGUUGUGGGUGGUAUCAUCGCUGGUGUUGCAAUGAAUAUGUGA
This is a messenger RNA of Penicillium brevicompactum, 720 nucleotides long. RefSeq lists its product as uncharacterized. The record is from RefSeq and is a predicted model, not a curated record. The coding region runs from base 1 to 720 and encodes 239 amino acids. Lineage: Eukaryota; Fungi; Ascomycota; Eurotiomycetes; Eurotiales; Aspergillaceae. The transcript has 3 exons.